This is a messenger RNA of Hippocampus zosterae (dwarf seahorse), 5470 nucleotides long. RefSeq names its product SH3 domain and tetratricopeptide repeat-containing protein 1. The transcript is spliced from 21 exons. The coding region runs from base 152 to 3976 and encodes 1274 amino acids. The record is from RefSeq and is a predicted model, not a curated record. Gene Ontology annotation, molecular function: protein binding. NCBI's taxonomy places the organism in Eukaryota, Metazoa, Chordata, Actinopteri, Syngnathiformes, Syngnathidae.
CAGCCACGUCGAGAGGGCCAGGCUACGGCAGGCCGCCGCCAAGGAGCACGGAGCCAUGACGGGACGGAGCACGAGUUCUAGUCCGCCAUGGGGACAUGAGCCGGUACCGACGUAGAAGAGGGACCUGUGCUCGUCUGGAGAAGCCAGUACGAUGGAAAACAGCGGACGACACAGCAGACUUGGUGCUGCUUUUUCGAGAGAGGCUGCCAAUCCAAAGGGAACAUCUGAUGAGAACUUUCCAACAGCUCUGCCCGUGCGCCUGGAUGUGGUCAUGGGUCCCGAGCGUCUUCCUGCACAUGAGGAGUUGCAGGAAAUGCUGCGAGGGAAACUGCGCAUUCAGCAGGCCGACAGCACUGAGCUCAGCGCUCUCAUUGAGGAGUUGUCUGCUCACCUGGUCGCCGUCGACAGUGAAGACCGAGUGAUUUUUGUCACGUUCAAGGCAUUCGAGGAAGUGUGGAAGUUCACAACCUAUUUCACGCACGGUCGGCUGGGUCAUUGCAUGGAGCAUCUGUUGUUUGACCACAAGAUGUGGCUCCUUUCUUUGGAAAACCAUCUUGGAAUCAAAGUUUCCGUUCUGGAGGACACGCUUCAUGUUAUCUACUCGUGUGUCCUCAUGCAAGAAGGGUCACUGUUUGCUCGCUGCGCCGCCAGCCAGAUGUUUGACAGUUGCACCUCCGGAGCUGACCUCUACCUGGAGCAAGGCGACGUUGCGCUCUUCGAGCCUCCCUUCAUGGACUCGGGCUGGACUGUCCUUUGCCUGGCCGACGGGGCCCGAGGCACCGCGCCCAAACCUGCGCUGGAGCCCGUCAUACCUUUUCAUCAGUGGUUUCUUAAGUCUUGCGCAGAGAGCAUUGUGGUGGGUGACGGUAAACCCGUUCGUGACUUCCCUCUACACUUUGCCACAGGCACAUGUGUGGCCGCCACGCGAUAUGAUGCCGAAGGCCCAGAUGAGCUCAGCGUGUCCCCGGAUGAUCGCAUCAUCAUCGUGGGACGACUGGUAUCCUGUCACGGCUGGUUCUUGGGCAUGAAAGAGGAAACGAGAGAAGCGGGUCUUGUGCGGGCGAGCCAGGUGAAACCCUCGGGCGACACCUACGACUCGGUAAACGCUCUUUUAGUUGGGGAAGAAGUCGACUUUUACAAUCUGCGUGAAGACGGCGUCAUUGAGGAAACUACUGCUCUACUCAAGAGCACGUCUCAAAGUGAUAUUGGCCGUAACUACAAACUAGAUGUGUUCAGUUACCAAGACUCCAAGACCAAUCGGUCAAAAGGUCCUUCGGCCCCAGUUCAGGCUGACUUCCUGGAAAAUACGGCGCGGCUUCUCGACGGACAAAAGCAUCGAUCCCCUCGGCGUGUUUGUACGAGAACCCAAGAGGAAGCGAUGGAUCCAGUUGAAGGCCACCGCGCGGUGGCUCGUUGUAUCACUGUGCAACCAGCUGAAGAAAGACAACGCACAGAGAGCAUCACUUUGCUGCUGUCCUUUCUGAAAGGACGUGAAUACAAAGAUGAGUUCGGAGCCUUUUACGUACUAAGUCCUGAACUCGUGUCCUCCACCAUCUUCUGCGGCCACUCAUGCGAGGACGAGUUGAUUUCCUUUCUGUCCGUCGCCAGAGAAACCGCCAGGAAGAAACGACAAUUCUGGUCCCAGACUCGUUUGUGCUUCCUGUUGGGCAAGUUCAGCGCCUCCAAGUCCAAAUUCAGCCAGGCCCGCGUUUACUUUGAGGAGGCGCUCGGCGUCCCCCGGGAAACUUUCGCCGACCUCAGGCUGUUGGCGAGCAUUUAUUCCAACCUGGCCGGCGUUUAUCUGUUACAGAAGAACAGGGAGAGCUUCUUCGGCAUGUCCGAGCGACUGGCGGCCCUGUUAAUGGGCACGGCGGACUGCCUGGAAUGUGUGACGGAAAGCUCGGUUCUAGAACAUGCCCUCAAGAGGGCGAUCUUGUCUCAAAACGCAAUGGCUGAAGCCCGAGCUUGCUAUCUUCUGGCGAGGCACCACUGGAUUCAGAAAAAGAGGCCAAAAGUUGUCCCUUACUUAGAGAGGCUCCUUGUUCUUUGCGCAGGAGCUCAGGGAAAGUCCAGCGUCUCCCCCAGCAGAGGACAUUUAACGCUCGGGAGGCUGCAAAGGGAAAUGGGCCUCCGCCAUCUUAGUAUUUGCUCUGCCGGUAGCGCGCUGCUGCAUCCUUCUGCGACGCUGACCGAGGGCCUCAGCAGCCUGCUCCUCGUCUCAGACAACACCACCGACGGAGACUCGUUCCCAGCCCACCUGGCUCCAUAUUUGCAUCGCUGUCUCUCCUUGAGCGACAGUCAAGGAGCGCCAGGCCACGAAUCACGUUCAGUUUUGAAGCACCAGCUGGCCCUUUGUCUCUCGCAGCUUUUUUACCAACACGGGAUGCUGGGCCACGCCAUCCGACUCAUGCGCGCUCUUAUCGGCGCCGCCCCUUCCUACCCCGACAUGGCAGAACAGAAGAUCGCCCUCAUCUGGCUGGCAUGGCUCCACAUCCACGACCUUGAACCGAGCACGGGGCUGCACAUAUUAGACACGGUCUUGGACGCCCUGCCGGAGCACUGCACCGUGCCGCUGGAAGGGCUGGUACUCAACAUGCGCGGCGUGGCACUCGGGUGCAUGGGUGACAUUCGGAGGGCAGCGGAGAGCUAUCGCGACGCUGUGGAUAUCUGUCAGGAGUACGAAGACACGCCAAACUGGGCGGUGGCGCUUGCUAACCUCGGCCUGCUGUGUCUCAAGGUUGGAGCUAAAGGACUAGCGCAGAAGCACCUGAUGGAGUCUGUGCGUCUCUUUUCCGCGCUGGAUGGAGGACACGAGACGACUUUCAUCGCCGUGCUGCUGCAGCUGGGACAACACUGCGUGAAGGAGCGGCGGAUGCAUUACGGGAAAGGAUGCUACGAGUGGGCUUUGCUGCUAGCCAUCAAAGCCAACCUCUCAGACUGCCAGCUGACGGCGGUAAGACGUCUAUGCCACCUUUACGAGUGCGAGAGUCCAGACCGGGCCCGACGUAUCAUCUACAGCCAGUACCAGGUCCGGCUGCUUCAUGGGACGCCUGAUCGAGAACGGGAGGGCGACGUGCAGGAAGCCAUCAGCCAGCUCUUCCUCUCAUUGGCCACCCACAGGGCCUAUCGCGCAGCUCUCGAUCACACCAAGAGCAGUCUGGCUAUUUUCAUCGACCUGGGCCGCAAGGAGAAGGAAGCAUACGGAUGGCUACAAGCCGGCAAGCUCUACCACCUCCUCGGCCAGGUGGAACUGGUGGAACUUUACGUGCAGGUGGCUCAGGAUGUCGCUCUGAGCACAGGAGACACCAAGUUCAUCUUGAAACUUCUGGAAGCUGCUGGUGAUGUCUUCUUCAACAGCAGCCAGGACCGAGACAAGGCUAUCAUGUACUACAGGGAUCGCGCUCUUCCCAUCGCUGCCAAGAGCGGAGCCACGUCCAGCAGGCUGAGGCUGUGCAACAAGCUGACAGAAGUCAUGCUGAAUCUCCAACUGUACGGGGAGGCCGUGGAGUUUGCUCACACCGCUCUGGACAUCAGCAUCACUCUGGGUGAGCACCUGAACGAACGAGUGGCCUACCAUCGUCUGGCCACCUUGUAUCACCGUUUAGAUCAGUGUGAGCUGGCCGAACACUACUACCUGAAGACCUUGAGCCUCUGCCCGGCCCCCCUGCAGUUCGACGAGGAAGCUCUCUACUACGCCAGGGUCUAUCGGACCUUGGGCGACAUCCUUUUCUACAAUCUGAAGGAACCUUUUGAUGCGGCAGGCUACUACCACUUAGCUCUGGCCGCAGCCAUGGAUGUGGGAAACAAGAAGUGGCAGCUGGUGCUGUGCACCCGCCUCGCCACCCUCUACCACAACUUCCUCAUGGACCGCCAGCUCUCGCUCUUUUUUUACAAGAGAUCCCGAGGCCUCGCCGCAGAGCUCAACGUGAGGAGGAUGAACACGGCGGUGGACCGCGCCAGCGUGGCAGUUUACUAGGGGCCGCCGGGACGACAGUAAGAAAUGUCUUCAUAUCAUUGCACGACUGGACAGCGUUUCAGCACGUCCGCUGUGUUGCGUAGUAUAAAAUGCGUCUACAUUUUUUUUCCUUUGGCAAUAUCUGUGUAGCUCAGGAAUAUUUUGUCGCAUUGUAGCUGCCAUGAAUUACCCCGGAUUCCAAUCAUCUGAAAAUUAUGUAAUCGGGACGGAUUUUUCAGAUCACGUAAUCAAGAUCGGGAUCCCGACUCAUAAGACGUACUCAUUUUAGUAGUGCCCUGAAUAGUCAUUCUGAUGUGGAAAACAAGCUUACUAUUUGGAAGAAACUGAGGCAAAGUCGGCCACUUGUGCAGUGUCGAGUAAUGUCAGUGUUUACCCACUGAGGGUCAGCGUAAUCUUGUUUCACGGGAGGAAUUUGGGUCCUGCCAAGAUGCAACUCAGCGGCCGAAAUAUUCAACACACAAAGCAUGAAAUAAAAUUAAAGUGAAUUAUGAGAGGAACUAAGUCAUAUCUGGAUGAAGCAAUCUGGUCAUAUGCAAAUGUGAAAGAUGCUUGCGGUGAAUGUCAGCUGCGAGCUGCAAAAGACAAUCAAGAUGUCAAAAACACUUUUGAACACAAGGGGUGGGGGGGACUACAUUUGGUUUGAAUAGGCGCUAAAAAUAUCAGUCAGACCGAGCAAUGGGAUUGUGAGGCUGACAUAAUUAGAGCAUUUGCUUAUUUUAAUCGUGCACAUGAAUAUAUUUAGCUGCCGCGUGGUGCGUGCGUCCUUAAGAGAGUUGAGUCCAAGGAGAGACGUCAUUCCGUGCCAUACGUUAGCGUUCCUGGAGUUUUUUUUUUUUUUUUUCGCUCUCAAGAUUGCUUUUCCUGUUGCUUUCCACACAGUCUAACUUUCAAAAGUCGGACUACCCCAGCUCCAUCCCCAACGAAUCAAAGCGAAAAUCACAAAUGGUGCAUCAGCGAACCCAGGCGGACGAGCCGCCGGGGUAGGAGGGAGGGAAUGGCACAACGGAUUAAGGGUGGCGGUAGGAAGAAGGCAGCAGUGAGAGAUUGAUGUUGUGCCCAGUCGGUGUUGCUGCAGUGGCAAUUAGAUAAGAGGUCUGGAUCAGCAGUCGGCGUGCUCAUGGCGCAGUCAGCGCAAGGCUAUUCGAGAUGAAGUCGCUGACAUUUAACAUGGCCACCAAAGCAUAUGCCGUGCACAGUUGCCACAAAAAGAAAAAACUCACACAAAAAGAAAAAACUCACGCAACUCACCUGGGUGCUUGUCGUAUUUUCCAUGGCUUUUGACACGUCACACAAGUGGACUUUUUGGACAGACUCGCAUUAGGACGAACAGUUGUCCAACUAGGAACGAAAGUCAUGACAACUAAGGAGGGCGAGGCAUUUAGGGGGGGAAAAAUAUUUUGAUUAAUGUUGAAAUUGCGAUGAAUAAAAAUGAUGUACAUUGGUUUCAAAAUUCAGUAUUAAUUCAACUACUAAAAACCAACUAUUCAAAACAAA